Messenger RNA from Lagenorhynchus albirostris (white-beaked dolphin), 1709 nucleotides. It is a transcript of the gene DCP2, whose product is annotated as decapping mRNA 2. Lineage: Eukaryota; Metazoa; Chordata; Mammalia; Artiodactyla; Delphinidae. Gene Ontology annotation, biological process: deadenylation-dependent decapping of nuclear-transcribed mRNA; nuclear-transcribed mRNA catabolic process, nonsense-mediated decay. Bases 191 to 1462 code for a protein of 423 amino acids. Gene Ontology annotation, molecular function: manganese ion binding; 5'-(N(7)-methylguanosine 5'-triphospho)-[mRNA] hydrolase activity; RNA binding. The record is from RefSeq and is a predicted model, not a curated record. The transcript has 11 exons. Gene Ontology annotation, cellular component: cytoplasm; P-body.
CCCAGCCUCGGGGUCCCAGGCUGAGGGAGCCGGGCGGAAGUGAGCGGGUCCCGCCCCUUCCCCCUCUCGUUUUCGUCGGAGCCGCCGCCGCCGCCGUUGCCGUUACCGCCGCCGCCUGCUCUCCGUGCCGUACCCUCGGUCCCCGGCCGCGCGGAGCCGGGAUGCACUGCUCCUGCUGUGGGUCCUCAUCAUGGAGACUAAACGGGUGGAGAUUCCCUGCAGCGUCCUGGACGAUCUCUGCAGCCGAUUUAUUUUGCAUAUUCCCAGCGAGGAAAGAGACAAUGCUAUCCGAGUGUGUUUUCAGAUUGAACUUGCCCAUUGGUUUUACUUGGAUUUCUACAUGCAGAACACACCAGGAUUACCUCAGUGUGGGAUAAGAGACUUUGCUAAAGCUGUCUUCAGUCAUUGUCCAUUUUUGCUGCCUCAAGGUGAAGAUGUGGAAAAAAUUUUGGAUGAAUGGAAAGAAUAUAAAAUGGGAGUGCCAACAUAUGGUGCAAUUAUUCUUGAUGAGACACUUGAAAAUGUAUUACUGGUUCAGGGGUACCUAGCAAAAUCAGGCUGGGGAUUUCCAAAAGGAAAAGUAAAUAAAGAAGAAGCUCCUCAUGAUUGUGCUGCUAGAGAGGUCUUUGAAGAAACUGGUUUUGAUAUUAAAGAUUAUAUUUGUAAGGAUGAUUACAUUGAACUUCGAAUCAAUGACCAGCUUGCUCGUUUGUACAUCAUUCCAGGAAUUCCAAAAGAUACCAAAUUUAACCCGAAAACCAGAAGAGAAAUUCGGAACAUUGAGUGGUUCUCCAUUGAGAAAUUGCCCUGUCAUAGAAAUGAUAUGACCCCAAAAUCCAAACUUGGUUUGGCACCAAACAAAUUUUUUAUGGCCAUUCCUUUUAUCAGACCAUUAAGGGACUGGCUUUCUCGAAGAUUUGGCGAUUCCUCAGAUAGCGACAAUGGAUUUUCCUCAGCUGGUAGUACACCAGCUAAACCCACUGUGGAAAAAUUGAGUCGAACCAAAUUCCGCCACAGUCAGCAAUUAUUUCCUGAAGGUUCUCCCGGUGACCAGUGGGUAAAGCACAGGCAACCACUGCAACAAAAACCAUAUAAUAAUAAUCAUUCUGAAAUGUCUGACCUUUUAAAAGCAAAGAGUCAAAGUAUGAGGGGAAAUGGCAGAAAACAGUAUCAAGAGUCACCUAAUCAAAAGAAAAGAACAAAUGGGGUCCACAGCCAGCCAGGCAAGCAGCAGAAUCCCUUGAUGAAAUGUGAAAAAAAACUUCAUCCACGAAAGCUUCAGGAUACUUUUGAAACAGAUGCUGUAUAUGACUUACCUUGCUCCGGUGAAGACCAGUUGCUAGAACAUGCCGAGGGCCAGUCUGUGGCAUGUAAUGGACGUUGCAAGUUCCCCUUUUCAUCCAGAGCCUUUUUGAGUUUCAAGUUUGACCAUAAUGCUAUAAUGAAAAUCUUGGACCUUUGAUAGCAACAAAUGUGUUGUGGAAGUUCCAAGAUCAGAGACUUGUUGCAUUUGAGUGGGUGUCUCUUUGAGCCUUACCUUUCUCAGGUGUUUUAAAGAAAUGCAGGGAGGCAAUGAUGUUUCUGAAGAGAUGUUCUAUGUGCAGAAGAGAGAGUAGAAAAACAUGAGUUUGCACUGUAAAUGCAGUUAUAACUUUUUAUACAUAUGUACCUUUUCAGUGUUUGGCUAAUGAAUUUAAGUUGCUUUUUAU